Cannabis sativa is the source of this 1069-nucleotide messenger RNA. RefSeq names its product co-chaperone protein p23-1. Gene Ontology annotation, cellular component: cytosol; nucleus. The record is from RefSeq and is a predicted model, not a curated record. Gene Ontology annotation, molecular function: protein-folding chaperone binding; Hsp90 protein binding. The coding region runs from base 150 to 770 and encodes 206 amino acids. The transcript is spliced from 6 exons. Lineage: Eukaryota; Viridiplantae; Streptophyta; Magnoliopsida; Rosales; Cannabaceae. Gene Ontology annotation, biological process: chaperone-mediated protein complex assembly; protein folding.
UAAGUCGUCCCUAAAACUCUUUAAAAUUACAUAAAGCCCCUUAUUUCUAUAGUAUAUAACUUAACUCUCCGCGCAUUUCUUCAUUUCGUGUUUUGUUUUUUCGGCUUGGUUGAAAUUGAAAGCUCUCUCUCGCAGUUUCAUUCGACAAAAUGAGCCGACAUCCAUCUGUUAAAUGGGCACAAAGGUCUGAUAAACUUUACAUAACCAUCGACUUACCCGAUGCUCAGGAUGUGAAACUUAAGCUGGAGCCUGAGGGCAAGUUUUUAUUCUCUGCAAUCAGUGGGGCGGACAAGAUUCCUUACGAACUUGACCUCGAUUUGUUUGACAAAGUUGACGUAAAUGAGAGCAAAGCUAGUGUAGGCUUGAGAAAUAUUCGUUACCUCGUGAAAAAAUCUGAGGACAAAUGGUGGAGCAGACUGUUAAAGCAGGCAGGAAAGGCUCCCGUGUUUCUGAAAGUUGAUUGGGAGAAAUGGGUUGAUGAAGAUGAGGAGCAUGAGAAUAACAAUAAGGAAGUUGAAAACGAUAUGGACUUUGGGGACUUGGAUUUUUCGAAGCUGAACAUGGGAGGGGGUGAAGGCGAAGGCGAAGGUUAUGAUGGCUUAGACGGCGCUGAAGAUUUUGAUGGCUUAGAUGGUGGUGCUGACGACGAUGAUGAUGAGGACGAUGAUAGUGACACAGACGAUGACAGUGAUGAUGAAGAGGAAUCACCCGCUACUGAUGAACUUAAUGAAAAGGUUUCGCCGGUUGUUGACACUGCACCUAAAGCUUGAAUAUUGUCAUGCAUUAAAGUUGGGAUACCUAAACUGUCAACCUUAGAAAUUUUCUCUCUUUUUGGGGGUGUAUGAUCAAUGGUGUUUGGCAUAGUAGUUUUUGAACAGAGAGAAAACUACAUAGGUAAUUCAAUGAAUGUCUUCAGUCUCUUGUGAUGUGAAUGUUUUCUUUACUCUCUAAGAUACUAAUACCCUAUAUCACUGAUAUCAAAGAAUUGGUGUGAUUCUGAUUCUGUAAAUUUUGCAAAAAUGGAUCUUGUUGUUAAUCUUUAAUGGUCUUUCUCAUGAAAUUUUGAUCA